UCGUGUCACUGUCGGAGACGGAGGGCUUCAACAUGGCGCAGUUCUGCAGCACGUGCCUCAUCCGCCGGCCGGUCCGCUCCAAACACUGCUCCGUCUGCAACCGCUGCGUGGCCAAGUUCGACCACCACUGCCCCUGGGUCAACAACUGUGUCGGUGCCGGAAACCACAAGUAUUUUGUGUACUACCUGCUCUUCUUGGCCGGGAUGUGCGUCUUCUUCCUGUACGGCUGCAGCGUGUUCUACCAACGCGCCUGUGCGGUCGCCAUUUCGGAGCAGGGUUUUUGGAACGCCGUCUCCACCAUGGCCACGUGCGAGACGUGGGUGUUCUGGAACGCCCUCAACGCGCUGGUGCACGCCGUCUGGGUGUCGGCCCUGUCUGCUGCCAGAUGGACCAAGGUGGCGUGGCUGGCGAUGACCACCAACGAGCGCAUCAACGCCGCCCGGUACAAGCACUUCGCGUCGGCGGAGGCGAACGCCGUCGACUUCUUCGGCUGCCGCUGUGUGGGCGUGUGCAAGCCGAGCCCGCCCGACUGGCGCGCCGUCUACCGGCUGGAGGAGGCACUCUGUGACACGGCCUGA
This is a messenger RNA of Pollicipes pollicipes, 578 nucleotides long. Its product is annotated as palmitoyltransferase ZDHHC17-like. Gene Ontology annotation, cellular component: Golgi apparatus; endoplasmic reticulum. NCBI's taxonomy places the organism in Eukaryota, Metazoa, Arthropoda, Thecostraca, Pollicipedomorpha, Pollicipedidae. The coding region runs from base 33 to 578 and encodes 181 amino acids. Gene Ontology annotation, molecular function: protein-cysteine S-palmitoyltransferase activity. Gene Ontology annotation, biological process: protein targeting to membrane; peptidyl-L-cysteine S-palmitoylation. The record is from RefSeq and is a predicted model, not a curated record. The transcript is spliced from 6 exons.